Messenger RNA from Periconia digitata, 711 nucleotides. Lineage: Eukaryota; Fungi; Ascomycota; Dothideomycetes; Pleosporales; Periconiaceae. The record is from the annotation of a GenBank genome assembly.
CUCCGCUAUAUAGAACUCUCGAUACUGCAUUUCCCUUUACUUCGCUGGAUGAUAUCUUUUACACAAUUUGUCUUACUGCUGCUCUUGAGGUCAAAAAAACACAUAAGCUCCAGUAUGGUUUACUCCAUCCUCCUACUCGUGACCCGUAAGCCAGGCAUGUCCUGGCCCGACUUCAAACACCAUUGGGAAACCCAGCACGUCCCCCUCAUCAAACGCUUCGUGGGCGACGACUUCCCGCUCUCCCACACGCGCCACUAUUUUGAGCGUAACAACGACGACAAACCAAACGUUACCUAUGGCAAUCCGCAUGGAGUUGACUUUGACGCCCUGGCUAUCCUCACCUUCUCCGAUCGAGACCACCAUGCGAGGUUCUCGGAGAAAUUGAGCAACCAAGAGACGCAUGAGUUGCACAUAGCGGAUUUGGAGAAGUUUAUCGACCUGGGAAGGUUUAAACAAGUCAUGAUUGAGGGUACCGAGGCGACGGGGAGGGAUGGGGGAAUGGUUGGGUGGAGAUUUGUUGGGAGUGUUUGAUGUCGUGGGUGUGGUUUUGGUUUGUGUUUUCGGAAAGGGGAGGAGGAGGAAAGGAUAUUUAUAUCUCUUUUUGUUUGCGCAUGAGGGAGUCUUGUUGAGGAGUAUCCAUCUGGCGGUGGUUUAUUGCUUUGAUUGUUGGGGUGUGGAAUUGGUAUUAUUUUGUUUUCUCUUAAACGCGAC